This is a messenger RNA of Alnus glutinosa, 795 nucleotides long. Its product is annotated as protein OVEREXPRESSOR OF CATIONIC PEROXIDASE 3-like. The transcript has a single exon. The record is from RefSeq and is a predicted model, not a curated record. The coding region runs from base 89 to 529 and encodes 146 amino acids. Lineage: Eukaryota; Viridiplantae; Streptophyta; Magnoliopsida; Fagales; Betulaceae.
CGUUCUUUGAUAAUUACUUUAGAGUUUUCAUAUAUAUACAAGUCGCGCGCUGCGUCGUCUCGUCGUCUAUGCAUAUAUUGAGCUUUUGAUGUUCUUUGUGAAACGAGAUAUGGACGUGUCUUCUUUCUUUCUCUUUGAAGCUAUGGGAGAUUCUGAAGAGGAUUCGUGUGAUACUAUUCAUCCCAUGAUCAUGGGUGAUCGUCAGGGUGACAAUAUUGCUGCCAUGGCCGACGAUGAUGCAGAGUCAUGCAGCUAUGAUUUGUCUGAUUCUCCUGGGGUUGAUGAGCUCCACGAUUGUGAUCUUCUUCAAGCGUGUGUUAAUGAUGAAUGUGACGAUGAUGAUGAUGAUGAUGAUGAUGAGGAGGAGGAGGAGGAGGAAGGCCAUAGUUACCCAGCAUGGGCUUCGGAACAUAAUUGGAAGCUAGCUGCAGGCCGACGGAAAUCAAGUGUUUCUGUUGAUUCGAGUGAAGAGUUGAUGGAUGAGGCCGAGAAGAACAGGCUGUUUUGGGAGGCAUGCUUGGCAUCAUAACCUGAAUUUUGUUUUGUUUUUUAUUAUUAUUUUUUUUCUAUAUGUUUAUUUCAUAGCUAGUAUUCUUUUCUUUUUUUCUUCUUUUUCUCUAUUUUUUUUUUUUUUUUCUUGUCUGGUGGGUUUUGAAAGAGAAACGUUGAGAAUUGUACAUAACAUGUGUUAAUAUAUAAAUACUUAUCAUUAAUUCUAACAUUAAUUGCCAACAAUAUUCUCAAUUAAUUAUUAGUAAUGUGUUAUUUUCAUAGCACGAUGGUGAUUUAUAUGUU